This is a messenger RNA of Paramecium tetraurelia, 1449 nucleotides long. RefSeq lists its product as uncharacterized. Gene Ontology annotation, biological process: cilium assembly. NCBI's taxonomy places the organism in Eukaryota, Ciliophora, Oligohymenophorea, Peniculida, Parameciidae. Gene Ontology annotation, cellular component: centriole; ciliary basal body; ciliary tip. Gene Ontology annotation, molecular function: protein binding. The record is from RefSeq and is a predicted model, not a curated record. The transcript is spliced from 3 exons.
AUGAGAGGUGCAAAUUCAAAUUCAGGAUAGUCCUCUCUACCUGAUAGUAAUGAAAUCAACGAAUAUAUUAAGGAGUACUUAAGAUACUCUAAUUAUUCCAAUACCCUGGAAUGCUUUGAUGCAGAAAUUAAGAGCAAAUAGGUUUCCAAUAAAAUGUUAAAUAAAUAAUAAGUCGUUAAAUAAACAGGCGAGGAUGUCCCUCGUAUAUUCUAAUUGUUGAAAAGCGAUAAUAACAAAACUAAAAGAGAGAUCAAUUUAGAAAAGGAAUAAAAGUAAUUCAAUAAAAAAUACCAAUAAAUAUUACAAGCAGGCAGAUAAAUAUUCUCAGUUAGCAUUAACCUAUUGCAAUUACUUCAUUCAUUAAAAGAAACAGCUAAGAAUGAAAAUCUUAGUGAAACCUUAGAAAAUUAUAAAAUUCAACUAGGAAAAUAUCACAAAGUCAUAAUCAAUGAAGGUAAACCAGAAGGAACAGAAUUGAUUACUGAAUAAGUGAUGCAUGAGCAUAAGACCAAGUUAUUAAAGAACUUUUAGGAUAAGCAUGUAGACGGUAUGAUAGAAGUAUUGCUUUCAUUAAGAGUAAAUGCAUUGUAAAUUGCACCUGAAUUAAGAAAGAAUCUAGUCUAUGAAUUAAUCAGGAAUGAUGUGUUUAAUAUUGAAGCCACAGAUAAAUUUGAUUUUGUAGUUCAUUUAUUGGAUAUCAACAAUUAAAGUCUCAGACAUGCAAUAACAAGUCUGAUCAGUGUAAUAAGCAGCACUUUAAGAGGGGUGGAAUACUUGACUUAUAAUGGAAAUAUGAUUAUUGUGGAAAAAAUAAUCAAGAUUUUAAAGGAGUAAGAAAACGGUUCCGUAACAUAGAGAUUUUGUUUAGCAAUCUUAUAGAAGGCAAGCAUUAAAGAUACAGUCAUACCGACAUAUGUGCAUAAUGAAUUGAUUUAAUGGAUUAUUAACUUAAUUUAAAAGUCAGUAAAUGCGAAGAUUCACGUAUUUUGUCUUGAUUUUGCUUCUGCUACAUUAGCCAAUAUCAUACACACUCCUUACACUUUGCAGUAUUUGGAACAUCAACCAAGAUUUGCCCAUUAGGUGAUGGAAUAGUUAUUGAAAUUCAUUAAAGAUUAAAUUUAGGUUUCAGUUUUGAUGCAUGUUCUGAUUUGUUUGUCUUAUCUGAGCAAGGAGAACUUUGCUAAGUAAAUGGAGGAAUGCAGAUUUGUUGAUAGAAUAAGCUAAUUUGUUGAAUAUUACAGUGUUAUUAAUACAGAGAACGAAGCUGCAGAGAUCGACAAAAAAACAGUUUUAGAUCUAUGUGCCCAUAUGUUCCAUCCAAAGGACACUUCGCUUGAUAAUUCGGAAACUCUGGAAUUGAAUGAGUUGAAGACUGAAGAUAGGAUUAGGGAAUAUGAAAAUGAACAAGGAGAAUUAAUUUUCGAAUGUUUUCAAGAUGAAGUAAGUUGA